CUAACUAAAGUCCAUCAACAAGCUAGUUAGCAGUCAGCGAUAUGAUGAACGCUAUCGGUGAACCUUUAGCAACAACAAAACAUGGACUAGCUCAGUGAUAUUUAUCCCGGUGUUAAGACAAUCACUACCUUCGCUGAGGACCAUUUGAGGUGGUUGUAAUUAGCGGCUUCAUUCAUGCGGUCGCUGGUGCACAGAGGAGUUUGAGCUCCGAGUGGCGGGCAAGCUCAGUCAUCAGCUCGCUGGGACAACUGGGGCAACACGGCUCUCUCACCGAGCAGGAGCAUGGUGGUCCCGGACAGUGCCAGCGUGGUCCCCCAGGCUGACAAUGGCAGUCCCGCAGGCCUCAUGGAGAGCUCCAAGUCCGGGUGCAAGAAGGAGGAAGAAGGGGGUCAGGACCUGGCAGGGGUGGAGCUGGAGGAGGUCCGAAAGCUGCAGGAGCUUGUCCGUAGGUUGGAGGUCCAGAAUGAGACCCUGCGCAACAGAGGCAGCAAGACUAUCAUCCACAGAGGAGCCAGCAGCAACAGCAACCUCACAGCCGCUGACAAUAUCAACGAGAGGCUGACUUGUGAGGAGGUGAACAUCUCCCACCUCAGAUUGGAGCACAGUGGCAAGCUGGGCAGCACAGACUUUGAGCUGUCACCCCCUCAGGACAGCAGCAGCGGCGAAGACAUGUCCCCUCUGCCCGUGGCCAACAGGUUGGAGGAAGAGGAUGAAGAAGAGGAGGAGAUAGAAGAGGAGGACCAGGGCCCUUGUGGGGGCUUUCUCACCUUGACCUGCAGCAACGGAGCGGGACAGUCCCAGACGCCAGAGAGCCCCUCUCAGGGAAGUUAUGAGUCAGAGACACUUGCAGAGAGCGACUCAGGGGUGGACCAAACUGCACUGGAUGAGGUGGAUGUCCUAGAUUUGGAGGAUGAGUGUGCAGAAGUAGAGGACGAGGACAGUUGGUUGUACGUGUCUCCGAAAAAGCAAGUAGCAGAUCAAGGCCCAGAGUCUCCGUUGAAGUGGUGUCGGCAGGCUCUUGACCACCGCAGCCCAGAGACAGAGAUUGCUUGUCGGACCCUGAUCAGCCGCUUGGAUCAGAGUAUGCCAACACCGUCUCGAUGGAGGAACAUGUACAGUAGCCCAUCAGCAGAGGCAGGCUCGGCAGGCUCAGGCCUGAUCUCUCCUGGGUACCACAAAUCAACUAACAAAUCCCUACUAACCUGUGGCAGCUCAGGUGUCACAAGCAUGCACUCAGCCCUGAGCUCGCAGUCCUCCAUAGACAGUGAGCUCAGCACAUCAGAUGACUCCAUCUCCAUGGGCUACAAGCUGCAGGAUCUCACCGAUGUCCAGAUCAUGGCUCGCCUCCAGGAAGAGAGUCUGAGGCAGGAUUAUGCCUCCAGCUCCGCAUCUGCAUCACGCCGCAGCUCCACAGCCUCUCUGCAGUCCCUGCGCCGGGGCUGCACCUACAGCGAUCAGGAAUUUGACAGCUACAGCCUGGAGGACGAAGAGGAUGAGUUCUGCUCAAUGCCCCAGCGACGACAUCGCUUCACGCCCUCGCCCUUAGGCUCGCCCCGGUGCCUGUCCCCCUCCACCUCCAACCACGGUCAGGAAUACAGCAGCCGACUCGGGGCCCCACGCACAAGAACGCCCAGACGGUCUCUCCAGGGCCCCAGUGCAGAGCUGCUGAAGUUUGCCAAGAGUGAGGAAGAGUUGAGGCACAGCAUGCCUAAUCUGGCCCCCCGCACCAGCCUACGUUCCCUGGAAGCAGUCAGAAACAGCCGCAGCAUGGAGGCUAACCUCCAGAGCUCUGGCAACCGCAUGUCCCACCUGACUCACUCCCCCUCCACAGGUAUGGCUUGCAGUCGGCUGCGUAACAAUGGCCAGUCGCCUCUCUCGCUGCGGACUCCAGUUAAAGCUGUCACUCCUGUGGGCACCAUGGCAGCUGGUCGUCAGCUGCCCAGAGGUCUGCCUGUUGUCCAAGGACCACCUGCAGGAGGGGGCCGCAGGGUCCAGUCCCCAGGCUCUGCCAACGGCGGAGGCUACAUACCUGGAAGAGCCUCCACCGGUGCAGGGAGGGGUGCUAUGGGCCGAGGACAGGCAUCUACGAGGGGGAAACUUUCACAGCCCCCCAGGAGGUCUUUGGGCAUGACUAAAAUGUCAGAUGAAUCCUGGAAGGAUGGCUGUUACUGAGUCUGACUGGUGAUGAAGGAUGUUCACUGCUGCAACCCUCACCCGACCUCUCCCCGUCGCCCAUCAUAGUACAAAGAACACAGCCACUGUGUCCACACAUGUGUCGUACAACCUCUCGGUCCCCCCCAUUUCAGACUGGAGCGCUGGGCUGCACUGGAUUCGUAGUCAAGACUCAUCUCUUUCCCCUCGCAUGAAACAUUGUCAACCCAUACAAAUAGACAAGAAGGCACACAUGAACACUCCACUUGUGAUAUGGACCAACUCUGAGCUUCCAGAAGACUUGUUUGUGUCAAUUUUACUUAUUUUUCUAUGGUAAUUGUGAGAAACUGCUGGAAUAUUAAGGGUCGUAUUACUGUUCUGUUGAUGUAAUUGAUAUGAAGACGAUUUAAAUGAAUAUAAUGGUGGUUUGUUCAUUUUCUGUGUGACUUCCUACUAGAUGAAGGUGCUGAGUGUUGCAUGCUGGGUUUUGUUUUGUUUUUUUUCUCCCUCAUCAGCGUGUAACUGCAAUAUGACAAAUCUUCCAUGUUUUCCCACAAUGAUCUGUGUGAAUUUAUGAAUGUUUGAUUGGUUCAUUGUAAGAUUAUCUUUAGAUUUGUGUUGUAUUUGUGUUUUGCUCUUUGCUUACACAGCAAUGCAACUCCUGUAAACCACACUGCCCUUAUAAAUAAUACAAAAACGGAAAAAUAUAGUUUGUGCCAAGGUGCAUUUCAGCUGCAACACUCUUUUUAAUUCCGGAAGAAUCUUGAUUCAUUAAGGUACUGUAACGGUACUGCAUUUUGCAGGCGUUUUUACUGCAUAUCUAAAAGGUGGUUUUAAGUGUGCUUUUGGAUACCACUGUAAAAAAGACAAUGUUUAUGCACGAAGGCCUUGUGCCUUAGACAGCUAUGCACCCUCCUGCAGAGUGCCUCUGACAGUUAGGAGCUGUAAUGAAAAUGAAAAAUAAAGUCUACCCUGAAAC
Messenger RNA from Epinephelus fuscoguttatus (brown-marbled grouper), 3130 nucleotides. Its product is annotated as SLAIN motif-containing protein-like. Gene Ontology annotation, biological process: cytoplasmic microtubule organization; microtubule nucleation; positive regulation of microtubule polymerization. The coding region runs from base 283 to 2172 and encodes 629 amino acids. The record is from RefSeq and is a predicted model, not a curated record. Gene Ontology annotation, cellular component: microtubule plus-end. Lineage: Eukaryota; Metazoa; Chordata; Actinopteri; Perciformes; Serranidae. The transcript is spliced from 9 exons.